Molecule: messenger RNA, 3211 nt
Organism: Ornithorhynchus anatinus (platypus)
Lineage: Eukaryota; Metazoa; Chordata; Mammalia; Monotremata; Ornithorhynchidae
Gene: LMLN
Product: leishmanolysin like peptidase
Exons: 17
Coding region: 36-2180 (714 amino acids)
Biological process (GO): proteolysis; cell adhesion
Cellular component (GO): membrane; cytoplasm
Molecular function (GO): metalloendopeptidase activity
Source: RefSeq, a predicted model, not a curated record
GUCACGUGCUCCAUGGCAACGGGCGAGGAGCGGCCAUGGCGGCAGGACCGCCCCGGGACCCGGCACCGGCACCGGCCCCGGGAGCAGCAGCAGCAGCAGCAGCAGCAGCAGGACGACGACGAGGACGACGAGGACGAGGACGAGGAGGAGGAGGAGGAGGAGGCGGCCUCGUGCUCGGGGCUGCGAUGGGGCUGGUGCUGGCGCUGCUGACGGGGCCGGUCCUGCCGCCCUCCCCGCCUCCCGCCGCCGCCGCCGCCGCCGCCGAGGAGCCCCCCGGGCCCUGCCGACACCACGUGCCCCCGCGCGCCGAGGUCCUCUACCAGGUUCCCGUGGGAGCCGAGCGCGUCUCCCGGCGGGCGGCCGGCGACCAGCGCAUGAGGAUCCGGGUCGUCUACGACGGGAGCGUCCAACAGUUGCUUUUGGAAAAGAGGCGUCUCGUACAGAACAAGCUGUUCCCCCAGGCCGUCUCCUACCUGGAGGAGACGUUCCAGGUGCGCCGGCCCUCCGGCACCAUCUUACUGAGCAGACAGUGCACCAGCAACGAGUUCCUGAGGAAGAGGGGAGACCCUCACCGCUACUGCCGAGGGGCCUGCGCCCAGCUCACCCGCUGCGGCCCCGUGACGGUGCCCGAGGGGCACCUGCAGCAAUGCCGCUCGUGCAGCGAGGGCGAGUGGCAGUGCGGGCCGUCGGGCCCCCCGGACGGCGAGGGCGUCCGCGACGCCGACUUCGUGCUCUACGUGAGCGCCCGGACCACCGCCCGCUGCCUCCGCCAGACCGUCAUCGCCUACGCCGCCUACUGUCAGCAGGAGGCCCACACCGACAGGCCGGUGGCCGGCUACGCCAACCUGUGCCCCAGCGCCAUCUCCGCCCGGCCGCAGGAGUUCGACGGCCUGCUGUCCACCGUGAAGCACGAGGUCGUCCACGCGUUGGGCUUCUCCGCGGGCCUCUUCGCCUUCUACUACGACGACGCCGGCCAGCCCCUGACGCCCAGAUAUGCCAACGGCCUGCCGCCCUUCAACCACAGCCUCGGCCUGUACCAGUGGAGCGACAGGGUGGCCCGGGCGGCCGAGCGGCUGUGGCACGUCCGUGGCCGGAAGGUCCUGCGUCACCGGGUCACCCUCCUGGUCACCCCCCGCGUCGUCGCGGAGGCCCGGGCCCACUUUGCCUGCCCGAGCCUGGAGGGGCUGGAGCUGGAAAACCAGGGCGGCCCCGGGACGGAGCUCAACCACUGGGAGAAACGCCUGCUGGAGAACGAAGCAAUGACCGGCUCCCACACCCGGAACCGCGUCAUGUCUCGUCUCACGUUGGCGCUGAUGGAGGACACGGGCUGGUACCGGGCCAACUACAGCAUGGCCCAGAGGCUGGACUGGGGCCGCGGGCAAGGUUGCCACUUCGUGACCAAGAGCUGCAAGUUCUGGAUCGACCAGCAGAAACAGAGGGGACUGGCGCCCGGCCCGUUCUGCGACGUCCUGCGCGGCGACCCCCUGCAGCUGACCUGCCGGCAGGACCGGACCGCGGUGGCCGUUUGCAACCUGCAGCGUUUCCUGCGGCCACUGCCGCCCGAGUACCAGUACUUCGACGAGCUGAGCGGCGUCCCGGCGGCGGACCUGGCCUACCACGGGGGCUCGGUGGAAAAUCGCCGACUACUGCCCGUUCGGUGCCAGGAGUUCAGCUGGCACUCCAGCGGAGAGUUCAGCGCAGCUCCGACUGGCAGGCUGCGCGAGGAACCAGCCGAGCCGGCCAAGAACCUGGGAGUGGAGAAGUACGGUCCGCGCUCGGCCUGCGUGCUGCAGGAGAGCCCCUUCAUCAUGGAGCGCUGCGAGCAGAGCCUCAGCUAUCCCGACUGGGGCAGCGGCUGCUACCAGGUGACCUGCUCCCCCCGCGGCUUGGACGUCUGGGUCCGGGACUCGGCCUACCCGUGCAGCCGGGCCGGGCAGGUCCUGCCGGUCAGCACCCGGGCCGACGGCUGGAUCCACGGCGGCAGCCUGCUCUGCCCGCCCUGCCGGGACCUGUGCGACCACUGCCCCCCGGAGCGGGAGCCCCCCACCCUCCCCAACGUCACCCGGACCUCCCCGCUGGAUCUCUGUUCCCGUUCCUCCAGCCUGGUGGCCACCCUCUGGCUUCUGGUGGCCAACCUCCUCCCGCUGCUGGCCGGCUUCCUGCUGUGCGUGUGGCACUAGCGGGCCCGUGAUUCCGACGGCCCCCCUCCGGCAGCCCCUGGCCGACCUCCUCCCUCUGCCGUGCGUGCGGCUCGGCGGGUGGGGGGUGGGUCCAGAUGGCAGCGAGACCACCUCAGCCGGUCUCCGGACAGCCCCCCGGGGCCCAGCGGACCGGAGGCCCUCAGACGCGGCGGGCACCGGCUACUACCCCCGGGCUGCCCUCGGGGAGCCCCGGGAGGGCACGGGCACCGCGCCGGUCUACGCCCGGGGAGCCCCGGAGGUCGGGUCGCGGUGCGGGGCGGUUCCGGCCGGGCUCUCCACCCAGUCAGGUUGGGCUCGGGCCCCCAUCGACCCCCUAGGGCCUGUCGCAGACGUUGGCCGCGGCGAGGGGUCGCCGCCCGGGCUGGGCAGCGCGAGAAGAGGAGCGGCUCGGUGCUCCCGUCCGGUGCUCCUCCUCUCGGAACGCUGCUGCGGUUCCCCUUUCCCGAGGAGAAGAACUUGGCACCGACGGGUCGGUUUCCCCGGCCGCCACUUUCACCCGGGAGUCGGUUCAGCACGGCCUGGAGCCGGGCGCCGGCCGGGCCGGGGCCGGGCUCACCGACUACCUCAGUUUCCCUUUCCUCUCCCCCACCCCCGACCUUCCCGAGCGGUAGGACCAGGAGUGAAGCUCAGGAUCCCGAGACGGGGAAAGCCGACGGACACAAGCCAUUUCCGACCCCGGCCGGCCGCACGAGCCCGGAGGGUCACAGAGGCGAGGGGUUCACCGGGGCCUCGGUGGGCGUCCUCCUCGGGGUCCCCCGUGGCCGGGCCGGGGGGGGGGGGGGCACGAGGGACAGCGCGGCUGGUCCGGGGAGCCCGCCCGGCCCGGCCCGCCGGUUGACGGACGGGACGAGCCUCUCCCACCCGUGUUUACAUCUCGUAGACGAGACUGAGAUUUUUAAGGGCUAAUUUGCUUUAUUUCCGGAGCAGAAGAAGUCGUUUGGUUUUUAACGUGAGAUUCCCGCAGGAGGGACCCAGGGUGACGUACGGUUCAAUAAAAACGGACUCGGCCG